UCGCCAUUAAAGGUGUAAAAAUUGUUGCAAACAGUGGCAUUUUUACAAGCUUCUAAUUUAUGUUUAAACAAAUCGUGAAUAUCUUGAGAGAAUUUUCGAUUUAAUUUUAUUUGAAUAGAUUUUCUUGUUUUGAAUGGAAUUGAUGUAAAAUAGAAGUGAAUUGAGAAUGUCGUUCGGUAGUUCAAAUCCGCCAUGGCAGCGAAAUUCGCUGGGAAAUGCUGGUCAGCAAAAUGCAAUAGCAAAUUUACAGUCACAAAUGAUGAAUACGAAUUUUGUUGGAUUUCAAAAUUUGGCCAUGACAAAUCAAGUACCACAAAAUAAUUUAACAUUGGUUCCGCAAUUGCAAGCGGCCAACAUCAACACAUUGAACAAUACAAGUGCAUUGUUUGCAAAUCAUCAAACAAUUCAAUAUCAAAAUCGACCGGGCUUGAAUCCAAAUGCAUUUGGGCCAGCGCAAAGUGGCCAGCAAAUAAUGCAUCAUCAAGCCCAAACACAAUCGAGUCAAUCACAAGUGCAAGGUAAUCCACACAGUGCCGCAUCUCAACUAUGCAAUAAUCCAGCAUUCAAAUGGAAUCCGAAUUUAGUUCAACAAGUGACGGCGGCAAAUCAAGGCCAUAGUAUGAACAUGCGACCAAACACCAAUCAGUCACAAAUGCAAGUGCAAUCCUCACAACAGCAGCAACAACAACAACAAUCAACGCGAAAUUUCACAGGUUACAAUGCAGCGCAGUCACAGAGUACAUAUGCCAAUAGCUUUGAACGUACAUCUAAUAAUUCUACGCGUAGUUCGAAUCAUUCAUCACGACAAUCACCACCGUCAGCAACCCGACGAAGCUCCCCUGACCGUAGCAGUCGACGUGACGAAGAAGAACGAAAGAGACGCAAGGAACGGGAAAGAGAACGCGAAAAAGAACAAGAAAAACGCGAAGACCGCAGUCCAGUACGAAAAAUAUCUCCACGACGCAGAACACGACCGAUUCCACGUUAUAUGGUUCAAGUUCCCAAAAUUACUUUGAACGCGAGUGAGGCUGAUAUUUUGGAACUUCGUCGACGAUACAUGAAUCUUUAUGUACCAUCCGAUUUCUUUUAUUCACGCAUUUGUUGGUCGGAAUCAUUUCCUUGUCAUGCACCAUUUUCAAUUAAAAAGCCGUCCGCAUUUCAUAUAUUUCAUAAGAGGGUCGAAAAUCCAAAUGGUGUUGAAAAUGGUGCCGUAUUUGAACCUCCCGAUGCUGAUGAUUCUUUUCAAGCCAAGGUGAUGCUAAUGAGUGUACCACCAAUGAGUGAAUUUUAUCGCAAAUGUUUUACAAGUGCUGAUGAAAAGGAACGUGAUGAUUUACUGCAUCCGUCACGCUUAAUUAGUUUUUUGGUUGGUGUUUUGGGAAAAAAUGAGACAAUGGCUAUCGGCGGAUCUUAUUCACGUAGUUUGGAUGGACCGAACCCUUCAAAAGAUCCAACAGUUUUGAUAAAAACGGCAAUUCGUACGUGCAAAGCAUUGACCGGUAUUGAUUUAUCACCGUGCACACAGUGGUAUCGAUUCGUGGAACUUUAUUAUACUCGUCCUGAAAGCGUACGCAAAUGCCGAACCGUUCCCGCACGUACACAAACCGUUGUAAUUUUUUUGCCCGAUGUUCGAUCUUGCUUGCCAACAAGAUUGGAAUGGGACGAACUUUCUAACAAGUAUAAAAAGCAUUUGGAAACGAAAUAUCAUUCAAACGAUGACGUGGAAACUCUUGAUGCAGACAAAAAGCAAUCGCCUGGAGUAAAGUUGAACGAGUUAACAAACGAUGGCGGCAUUAAUGCUGACAUCGAAAUGGAUGACGAAUCAAACAAGUUGGAACAGGACACACACAACAACGUUGGCAAUGAAAGUCAUGAUUCAUCUGAAACAGCAGCUGCUAAAGCAACAGUGGAUGCCGAUACCAGCGAUGCAACACCAACUAUUUCAAAGGGCGAGAAAAUUGAAUCAAUGAAAAUCGAAGCGACUCACUUUUCGGACUUGGAUGUGAAAACCAUGAAAAUCCAAGAUUUACGAGAUCAACUUGAUGCAAGAGGAAUUUCAUCAAAAGGACUGAAACCUCAACUUGUUGCACGUCUAUCGAAGACUCUAAAGUCCGAAGAAACUGAAUCGAUUAGUGCAGAGAACCAAAAUGAAAGUAAUGUUGUCGCAUCUGCGACACAAAUUGCUAGCAGUGAAAUAAAUGAAUCUAACGAUAGUAUGGAUAUUGAUUUGGCCGACAUUGUAAUUAUCGAUGAGUACGUACUCGAUUCGACGAAGAUUGACUCGAAACAUGAUUCGGCGUCCAAGAGAAGUUCAUCGAAAAAGGUUGAUCGUUGGCUUGAGAAGCGCUAUCGUUUACCUGAAAAUCCUCAAAUCCUUUGCCAUCCGGCUCAGAACACUUCAAUGGAAAAGUUCACAUGCGAAGUUCGAUCGCUAUCAAUUUUACUCGACUAUCGGCCCGAAGAUACAAAGAAAACAUGCUUUGAAGUAUCCCUGUUCGCAGAGCUGUUCAAUGAAAUGCUGAUGCGUGAUUUUGGUUUCAACAUUUAUAAAGUACUUCACACAAUGCCAGAACAAGAACAAGCGGAGCAUGAAUCGAAGGAGAAACGUGAUAAAUCGGUUGAAGAUGAACCGAAAGAAAAACGUCAUCGCAAAGUUAACGAAAAAUCAUCAGAGUCUAAAUUAUCGAAAAAGGACGAUUCAAGCGGUGCAACGAGUCACGAUAAAACGAAAUCGGAAACCGAUAAAGAUUCAAAGAACAGCAAAGAUGCAAGAUCCAGAGAGAAGGAAAAAGAAAAGAGUAGCCGCCGACGAGAGGAGGAUAGUGAUGAUGAACGUUCAGUUGAUGGAAAGAAACGUGAUACAAAGAAAAUGAUCACCAUUGAUCCAGAAUUGUUACUCUCAUUCGUCUAUUUUGAUCAAACAAAUUGUGGUUACAUAUUCAGCAAUCAUUUGGAAGAGCUAUUUUAUUCAUUGGGCUUACGUUUGUCGCGAACAGAUGCAAAAAAAAUCAUCAACAAAGUUGCACCACGAUCGUUGUUUUAUCGAAAAUUGACCGAUAAGCCAAAAGAUGAACCAACAACAAAUAUACCAUCAGUGUCUGUUGAAAAUCUUGAAGAGCUUGGUAAGGGAAAUAAUUUUCUGUUACCGUUCAUCGAUAAUAGUGCACCAAUUGAGAAGAGUGAAAAAAUUGAAUCAGAAAAUGUUGAACAAAUCAGUGAGCCAAGUACGGCUGAAAGUCAUAUGGUGAUGCACAAAGGUGCUCUCAUUGAUAUUGAGAAAUUAUUGAAACAGUUGAAUCGGUCCGAAAAGGCGCGCGAAGAAACUGAACAUAGUCUAACUGAAUUGACACGGACAUAUACGGAGUUACAGUCAAGCAAUUCAAAGGCCAAGGAUAAAAUAAAAGAUUUACAAUCAGAGUUGAAAAGCUCCAAUCGAAAAAUGGGCGAUACUGAAAACAGUUUGAGCACCAUAAAUAAAAAAUGUGCAGACUACUACUCGAUUUUAUGUGGUAUUCAUGAUAAACUUGGUCCAAUAUUUAACAAAAGUGAACGCGGCUCAUCGAAGAAGGAGUCGUCGAAUCGUGACAAGGACCGACGAGAUCGUGAUAAGGACAGAAAUAAUGGUACUUCAGCAAAUAAAGAAAAAGAUGUAAAAGAGUCCAAGGCUGAAACAAAAUCGGAGAUUAUACAAGAGAAACCAGAGAAAUCGGACAAACAGGAAGAAAACUAGUUAACGUCGCAAUACGAAUCUUUAAAUUAAUAGUAAUCAAUGUACACCGCAUUCAAAUCGGAAUAUAUUUUAAUAGCAUUCACAAUCGAUUUGUUUAUUGCUAAAAAAUAUGUUUAUUAUGAAUAAAAGCGCUUAUUAUAUUCUCACAUUUAACAUA
Messenger RNA from Contarinia nasturtii (swede midge), 3887 nucleotides. RefSeq names its product cell division cycle and apoptosis regulator protein 1-like. The record is from RefSeq and is a predicted model, not a curated record. Gene Ontology annotation, biological process: regulation of DNA-templated transcription. The transcript is spliced from 13 exons. Lineage: Eukaryota; Metazoa; Arthropoda; Insecta; Diptera; Cecidomyiidae. Gene Ontology annotation, cellular component: nucleus. The coding region runs from base 167 to 3730 and encodes 1187 amino acids.